AUGCCUCACAUUCGACUCAACUCGGGUCGCCAGGAUCCUUUCAUCGAGACAAAUGAGGGCUAUGUACCAAUCGAUACGCGUCCGGAAUCGCAGGCGGAUUCCCGUGUUGACUCGCGGGCAGAUUCCAGAGCGGAAUCCCGAGCUGAAUCACGAAUGUCAUCACGUCCGGGAUCCCGUCUCGAAUCACGAUCAAAUUCCCGGGCUACCGCUCGUCCCUUGACACCGGCUGGACCUGAGGUGCCUGCUUCGCUUGGGGUUGGUGUUCAUGGGAUGUCACCGUAUGGCACGUCCUUUGCACCAGAAUCAGCAGAGUUUUUGUUGCCUCCGAAGCUGCGGCCUACUCCUCGUGAUGAUGGCGAUCGAUCUGGCUCACCGGACCGCUGGUCCCAGGCACGGUCGAGUGUGAGCUCGAUGAGUCGGGAGAGUCGUUUCCACAUGGACCCCUUUGAAGAUUCGCGGGCACCUUCGUCUCGUGCCGGGAGUGAUGAAUAUGAUGUGAACACCCAGACCGUCUCUGAGAAGUUCAACAUCAUGCCUACAGAUGGUCUUCUUCUUUCCCUGAAGACGUGGAGAAAGACGACUAUCUGCACAAUCCGGACCCGGCCGACAAAGAACGUGACUGCGAUAUAUGCAAUCGACGUGGUCACAUGGGUCGAGGGCUUGCUCCACAAAACGCCUGUCUGCCGUCCGGGCGACAAUACCUGUCUCGAUGUCGGACCGCGUCCUCUGCUAGGUAAUAUUCGGAGAGGGUUGAUCGAUCCUGAUACCCCGGCGGACGCGAUGUGGAAGAAAAACUCAGAUGGCAAGGAUUGGAAGCUUGUGUUUUCUGAUGAGUUCAAUAUGCCUGGACGCACAUUUUACGACGAAGACGACCCCUUCUUCCAAGCGGUAGAUCUGUGGUAUGGCGUGACAAUGGAUAAAGAGUGGUACGAUCCCGAUGCCGUCACUACAAAUGAAGGUGUUCUCGAACUCCGAUUCGACAAUUUCAAAAACCAUGAUCUCUCCUUCCGCUCGGGCAUGAUUCAAAGCUGGAACAAACUCUGCUUCAAGGGUGGUCGCCUGGAGGCUAGUCUUUCAUUGCCCGGUGACGGACAUAUCCAAGGUUUCUGGCCUGGUUUCUGGGCAAUGGGAAAUCUCGCCCGUCCCGGUCAUGCUGCUACCACUGACGGCCUGUGGCCGUAUAGCUACCAUAAUGGCUGCGAUGCUGGAAUCACCCCGAACCAAAGUUCUCCAGACGGUAUCAGCUUUCUGCCCGGCAUGCGGUUGCCCGGUUGCACUUGCCCUGAUUCCGACCACCCUUCUCCUGGCAUCGCCCGAAGUGCCCCCGAGAUUGAUGUGAUUGAAGGAAGCACUGAAGCACUGAACGGUGAUGGACCCUUUAUUGGUAGUGCCUCUCAGAGUCUGCAAACCGCUCCCUUCGAUAUCUGGUACAUGCCAGACUACGACUAUGCUGCCGUCUACGAUCCUCGCAUCACUCAAAUCAACUCCUACCGCGGAGGCAUCUACCAACAGGCCAUGUCUGGACUCACCAACCUCAAUUCCCGCUGGUACAACGGAACCGAGUACCAGAUCUUCGCUUUCGAAUACACUCCAGGUGCAACAGGAAACGUGACUUGGUUCGUCGGUGACGGCAAAACCUGGACUCUGGACGGCCGUGCCAUCGGGCCCAACGGCAACAUCGGUCAACGCAUGAUUCCUCUUGAGCCCAUGUCCAUCGUCAUGAACCUGGGUAUGGCGGAUAACUUUGCGCCGCAAAACCACUCCAUCCGCCAGUAUAUGCCUGCUUGGCUGCGCAUCGACCACAUCCGGAUCUACCAGGAUCCGGAUGAGGAGAGCAUCACCUGUGACCCGCCUGGUUACGAGACUACGACCUAUAUUCGUGACCAUCCGAAGGCGUAUGCCAAUCCGAAUGUUACCACUUGGGAGGACGCCGGGUACCACUGGCCAAAGAACAGCUACAUGCAUGGUUGUCAAUAA
This is a messenger RNA of Penicillium argentinense, 1977 nucleotides long. RefSeq names its product SKN1/KRE6 family beta-glucan synthesis-associated protein. Gene Ontology annotation, molecular function: glucosidase activity. NCBI's taxonomy places the organism in Eukaryota, Fungi, Ascomycota, Eurotiomycetes, Eurotiales, Aspergillaceae. Gene Ontology annotation, biological process: fungal-type cell wall organization; (1->6)-beta-D-glucan biosynthetic process. Gene Ontology annotation, cellular component: plasma membrane; endoplasmic reticulum membrane. The transcript is spliced from 6 exons. The record is from RefSeq and is a predicted model, not a curated record. Bases 1 to 1977 code for a protein of 658 amino acids.